This is a messenger RNA of Phragmites australis (common reed), 2020 nucleotides long. Its product is annotated as protochlorophyllide-dependent translocon component 52, chloroplastic-like. The transcript has 7 exons. Gene Ontology annotation, molecular function: 2 iron, 2 sulfur cluster binding; chlorophyllide a oxygenase activity. Bases 220 to 1926 code for a protein of 568 amino acids. The record is from RefSeq and is a predicted model, not a curated record. NCBI's taxonomy places the organism in Eukaryota, Viridiplantae, Streptophyta, Magnoliopsida, Poales, Poaceae.
GCACAGAGCUCGUGAUUUGCGUUCGCUCGUCUGUCCAGCGAACAGCGCCUGACGGGCCGACCAAGACGGCGACUCCCGCCAUUGCAAAAACCGCAAGUUCUUGGCUUCGAUCUUAGCGCCACGCCCGGAGCACUAAUCACGAAAUGAUCCUACUACUACAAGCCAAGUCACUUGAAAUAAUUGCUCACCAAUCAACCAUUUCCGAACGUGAAGCAUGUGAUGAUUCACAGUAGCUCAGUCGUCCUGCUGCUACGCUUGCCGGCAGCUGUCGAGUGCUGGAUCUGCUUAUGUAUCCAACCGCUACUCCCGGCACUCCUCGACAACAAGGUCCCGUUUCUUGCUGCUCGCCGCCGCGCCAUGGAACCCCUCUCCCUCCUCCUCUCCCGCGCCCCGUGUCCCUUCGCCGCCGCCGCUGCGCCAUUGAACACCAGCAGGCCGCUUGGCGGCGCCCGCCUCGUCCCACGACGGUGGAGUCGCCCCGCCAACCGGCUGUCGGUCUCGGACGUGGCGGCCGAGACGACGCCGCGGACCGAGGAAGCGCGGUCCCCAUCGCCGUCCGGGGAGGACGCGUUCGACUGGCUGGACCAGUGGUACCCGAUCGCCCCCGUGUGCGACCUCGACCCCCGAGCGCCGCACGGCAAGAUGGUGCUCGGGCUCAGCGUAGUCGUCUGGUACGACCGCGGUGCCGGCGAGUGGCGCGUGUUCGACGACGUCUGCCCGCACCGCCUCGCGCCGCUCUCCGAGGGACGCGUCGACGAUAAGGGCCGCCUCCAGUGCGUCUACCACGGCUGGUGCUUCGACGAAGCCGGCGACUGCAAGUUCAUCCCCCAGGCACCCGCCCUCGGCGCGCAAGUGCACAAGAACAGCAAAGCGUGCGUGGCGUCGUACCCCUGCGUGGUGCAGAACAAAGUCCUGUGGUUCUACCCGAGGACAGAGCCCGAGUACAAAGGCGUGCUGCAGAGGAAGCGGCCGCCGUACAUGGCCGAGAUCGACGACCCGUCCUACUUCACCGUGUUCGGCAUGAGGGAUUUCCCAUACGGGUAUGAUAUUUUGGCCGAGAACCUCAUGGACCCUUCUCAUGUCCCAUAUGCACACAAGGGGCUGAUACGUAGAUUCCGCAAUCCGGAAGAUCCCGGGAGAGAUCAUGAUCAAGAAGGUGGGGGUCCAAUCAAGUUGAAGAUAGAGGAGGCGAGCAUAAACGGGUUCCUGUCGGCGAUGGAACGGGGCUACUGGAAGUUCGUCGCCCCGUGCACGUUCUACAGCUCAGGGACUAGCCAAGCUGCAAAUCAGGGCAACAAGAAGACGCCUCGGUUCAUGCUUGUGGUCUUCUGCGUUCCGGUUGCUCCUGGGAGGAGCAGGUUGAUCUGGGCGUUCCCAAGGAACUUCGGGGUUUGGCUCGACAAGAUCAUACCACGGUGGUUCUACCACAUCGGCCAGAAUCGUGUCUUGGAUUCAGAUGCUUACCUCCUCCAUGUUGAGGAGCACAGAUUUGCCGCGGCAGGCCUUGAUAACUGGCAGAACAAGUGCUAUGUGCCCGCAUCGUCAGACACGAUGGUCAUUGCCUUCAGGAACUGGUUCAAGAAGUUCUGCAAGAAUCAGGUUGGUUGGGCAACCCCACAAGCUGAUCAGCUGCCACCAACCCCUACCAAGGAUCAGCUCAUGGAGAGGUACUGGUCGCACGUUGUGCAGUGCACAAGCUGCAGCGCCGCGCUGAAGGCCAUGAAGGUGCUCGAGGUCGCCCUGCAGGUCACGUCGGUCGCUAUUGUUGGGUUCCUCGCCGUCGUCAAGGGGACGUUGGUCACAUCAGCUGUUCAGAGAACUGCAGUCGUCUCUGCUGCCAUGCUGUGCUUCGCCGCAUCCCGCUGGCUCGCAAAUUUCAUCGAUAAGAAUUUCUAUUUCCAGGAUUACUCCCAUGCUUACAAAUGAUGCAUUGGGAGAUCCUGCAUUUUUGGUUCUAGGAGAUUGCACUUUGCGACUUUAUAUAACUUAGAAGGCCCGUAAGGUGAUUUAAAUCCUGCUA